AUGGAAGGAAAAGACAAGGAAGUCCUUCUCAUUGAAGAAAGAGACGGAACUGGCAGAAUCAUGUGCCAGUGGCUGCACAAUCCCGACUCUCAGAAAAUAGCCCAGCUUCGCGAGCCUCACAACACCAAGUCCAGCUCCGCUGUCACUUCAAGCUACGCCGCUGGCCUCUUCACCAACAUGAAUCAGAUACUCUUCGACGCUUUCCUGCCUAUCGGCUACCCAGACUCGGUUACCCCCGACUACAUAGGCUACCAGGCCUACGACUCCCUCCAGGCCUUCUUCUCCACCAUCACCGGCCUCCUCUCCAAUCGCGCCAUCCUCCAGGGCCUUGGAGUCGGCGACCCAAACUCCUCGGCCACAUACGCCCUCCUCCUGACCAUUCUCAAGGAUGGCAUCUCCCGCGUCGCCACCAUCGCCUUCGCCUACCGCUUUGGCCUGGUCAUUGAGCCCGAGUGCAAGAGAUACCGCUUUCUCGCUGAUAUCUUCAACGACAGCGCCUUCUUCCUCGACCUCUUCAGCCCCUACUUCGACCCUUGGACCAAGGUCGCCGCCAUUGUCCUGGCCGAGGCCUUGCGUGCCAUGUGCGGUGUCGCCGCCGGCGCCAGCAAGGCCGCCCUCUCUAAGCACUUUGCCCGUCGCAACAACCUUAGCGAGCUCAACGCGAAGGAGGCGUCCCAGGAGACGGCCAUCGGUCUCGUCGGCCUGCUCGUCGGGUCUAUCGUUGUGCGCUUCGUCGAGGGUAGGGAAGCCGUCUUCGUGCUCAUGGUAUUUCUCGUCUUCGUCCACCUCGCCAUGAAUUACUUCGGCGUCCGCUGCGUCCAACUCGACACGCUCAACCAGCAGCGCGCCACCAUCUUGUUCGACCACUACGCCCAGACGAAGCGCGUCCUGACACCCAAGCAGGUCGCCUGGCGCGAGAACAUUGUCUUUUGGUCGCCCGUCAUCAAGAAUCUUCGCGGAGAGAUCAUUGCCAAGAUUGCCUUUGCCAAGAGCUACGCUGAUGCCAUGACUGCCGACGUCAAGAGCGCCGGCAUCCGCUUCGUCACGCUCAAGGUUGACGUCCAGCCGCGGAAGGAGGAAAAGCUGGAGGCAGGCUUCGUGCUCUGUGUCUGCGAGAAGAACGGCUUCGCCACCGUCAAGAUCAUGCUGCUCGACGACCGCUCUAGCGAUAAGGUGAACAACGUCAACACCCUCAUGGCGUGGUACUAUGCCAUCCUAGUCGCGCGCGAUCGCCAGCUGGGCACGAAGACUGACACGAAUACCGGCACGCGCAAGCUAUUGGGUGCCAUUUCCGUGGACGAGAUUGAUGCUGACAACGAGGAUGUGAAGUUGGGCUUGGAGGCACUUCGGAAGGCUGGAUGGAACAUCGAUGACGCCAACUUGGACGCCUUUGCCCCGCGAAUCAGCAUGGGAUACGCGAACAAGAAGGAGCAGUAG
Messenger RNA from Colletotrichum higginsianum IMI 349063, 1437 nucleotides. RefSeq names its product Duf647 domain-containing protein. Lineage: Eukaryota; Fungi; Ascomycota; Sordariomycetes; Glomerellales; Glomerellaceae. The coding region runs from base 1 to 1437 and encodes 478 amino acids. The record is from RefSeq and is a predicted model, not a curated record. The transcript has a single exon.